AUGCGCCCUUCGCCCUGCUUCCUCGAACGUAUACGCCCACACACCGUUCCUAGCCAGUAUGAUGUCGUCAAACCCAGAAAGGUGUUUCAGAAGAACCUCCCGCCGGCAGCUCAGUUAUCUAUUCGGGCAGCCUACUACCGUGGAGGAACGUCGAGAGCAGUGAUCAUCCAACCACGGGACCUCCCGAAGAAUCGUGCCAAAUGGCCUUUUGUGUUCCGUCAGAUUAUGGGCAGUGGCGAUCCAUACGGACGCCAAGUUGAUGGUAUGGGCGCUGGCAUAUCGAGCCUCAGCAAGAUCUGCCUCGUCGAACCAUUCGUCGAUGCGCCAACGACCAGCAAAGCGGAGAGCCUGUCGCUGCAAGCAAAUCACCAUGUCAGCAAGGAGCAAGAGGCCGACGUCGACUACACGUUUGUUGGACUCGGGAUAGAGACUGAUGAAGUCGAUGUAGCUGGCAAUUGUGGCAACAUGAGCAGCGCAAUUGGCCCCUAUGCGUACAAUGCACGUCUCCUGCCUGCUAGGUUCUAUGUACGGUCAGAUGGUGAGGUCAAGGUGAAGAUUCGGAACACCAAUACAGGGAAAAUGAUCGACGCCAUAUUUGAGACUUUUGGUGGUCAGGCUGCUGUUAUCGGCAACUAUUCCAUCGACGGCGUGACUGGGUCCGGUCCAAAGGUCAAAUUGGACUUUAGACAUCCAUAUGGUAGCAAGACGGGAAAGGUUCUGCCUACAGGCCAUAAAGUGGACAAUAUCGCAGGAUACAAGGUUUCAUGUGUCGACGGCGCGAAUCCAGCUUGCUUCAUCCGCGCCAGUGACAUUGGUGUAAGCGGUACUAUUCUCCCAAACGACUUCAACAAGCUUCCAGAGAAGCUUAAACUUCUCGAAACUAUUCGUAAAGCUGCCGCCGUGGCAAUGGGCAUCGCGCCAGAUGAAGGCUCUGUGCCUCGUACAGUACCCAAGAUUGGCUUAGUAUCACAGUCAUCUGCGCAUGCGGUCUUGUCAGGUCAGACCCUCAGAGCUUCACAAAUGGACAUCGUUAUUCGCUUCAUAUCGGAUACACAGCCACAUCGCGCUAUUCCGCUGACGGCUGCUUUGACCACGGCUGUUGCAGCUCGCAUCCCGGGUACUAUUGUCGAGCAGAUGCUGGCGCCGGAUCCAGUAACAGAAGAGGCUAUCACAAUUGGACAUGCCAGCGGAAGGAUACAGGUCAACGCCACAAUGGACAAACAGAACAGGAUCAUGCCUGUCACUGCCACAGUCUACAGAACUGCGAGGAGGCUGUUCGAGGGUAAAACAUUUUGGACAGACCAAGGAACGUCGGAUGAAACUGGUCUCAGCUAUGGCACUGGAGCGGGACACUCACUUGGCCUGCGAUUUGUUUUGGAGAGUCGAGGACAAGAUUCCUCUCAUCUUGGUACGGCUCAAGAGAAAGAGAAGCCAAAAGAUAUGAGUCAGCAGCCUACGUCGUUAGGAGAGACAAGCGUUGAUGAGCCCCACACGAUGUCAAACUCUGCAACACUGUCCGAAGAGGAAGUAGCAUCACCAUCCCAUCCAGAAAGAUCACUUACAGCAGCCUUGAAACAGCUCGACGAUAGUAUCGAAGCCCUGUUGUACGAUCGCACCAUUUCAACCCGUUCGUUUCCCCCUCAACUCCUGUGGACCAUCACCAAAGCUAGCACGAAGAUUGUUGAACACACCCGGUCGAAACUGCGCAAAGAUGUUCCCGACUUACCUAUCACGAAUGCGCUACAGCAACUCCGAAAAAGCGUCAGGGAGCUCUUGUCUGAUCGUCGUCUUGCGACGCGUGAGUUUCCUGCAGAUCUGCUGAAGACUGUGCGCAGGGCUGAUGCCAAAAUUGACGACAUGGUCAAAGAUAUAGAUUUGGUUGGGAAGAAGAAAGGAGAUGGCGACGAUCGAUGGAGCUAUAUGGCUAGACAGAUUGCAGGUCGUAGGGAGAGGCUGUUGAAGAAAGGGGUUAAACGGGUUCUUCUAGGCAAACGUGACUUGUAG
Molecule: messenger RNA, 2004 nt
Organism: Plenodomus lingam JN3
Lineage: Eukaryota; Fungi; Ascomycota; Dothideomycetes; Pleosporales; Leptosphaeriaceae
Source: RefSeq, a predicted model, not a curated record